AAAACUACGCUCCUCAGAAUCCAUCGCGUCGGUGGCCUUCUUGCCGCCAUGUUGUAGGAAAUCCGCUUCUAAGAGAUUAGAGAGUUUAAUCCGAGGGAACGCGAAGAGAGGCUGGAAGAUAAAGACAGAAAUAAUAAAAAAAAAACAGCAAAAAAAAAGCAGGCAGGCCCAAGAGGAUCAAAAUACACAAAAAUAGAACAGUAGACAAACACGGUGACAUUAAAAUAAGAUAUCGAGUAAAACGGAGAGAGUAAUCACCGAAUAGCGUUUUUUUAAACUGAUUUUGUUUGUUUGCUGGGUUUAUUUUCUCUCUGUGACAGAAACUGACAGCAGUUUGAAAAAAAAAAAAAAACAAUAAAAAAACAACCAGCAUAGAAGACUAAGAAUCUUCCAAAGAAAACCAGUACGUUUAUAAAAACGGCUCACUUAAAUCACCCUAGAAACCGCGGUUUUGGAUUUUGCUGCUUGGUCGUUUUUUUUAAUUUUUAUUCUGAGAGAACAAAGUAAAGGAUUUGUAUAACGAUUUGAAAUUGCCGAGGUGAGAAAAGAUGUCUGUGAAAGACCAGAAAAAACAAUCCACAACCGAUCGGCUAGUUAAAGCCGUGCCGUUCCCUCCCACUGUCCGGCUCACUAUGAAGGAGCUGUUCGAGGACGGCAAGCCCAAGGUGGAGGUGCUCAAAAGCCACCUGGUGAAGGAGGGCCGGCUGGAGGAGGAGGUGGCCCUGAGGAUCAUCAACGAUGGGGCCGCCGUCCUACGCCAGGAGAAGACCAUGAUCGAGGUGGAGGCUCCCAUCACAGUGUGUGGUGACAUUCACGGACAGUUCUUUGACCUGAUGAAGCUGUUUGAAGUGGGAGGUUCGCCUAACAACACAAGAUACCUCUUCCUGGGCGAUUACGUGGACAGGGGCUACUUCAGUAUCGAGUGCGUGCUGUUUCUGUGGGUUCUGAAGAUCAACCACCCCAACACCCUCUUCCUUCUCAGAGGCAACCAUGAGUGCCGGCAUCUCACAGAGUACUUCACCUUCAAACAGGAGUGUAAAAUCAAGUAUUCGGAGCGGGUAUACGACGCAUGCAUGGAUGCCUUUGACUGUCUCCCGCUCGCUGCACUAAUGAACCAGCAGUUUCUGUGCGUACACGGGGGGCUGUCGCCAGAGAUCAACUGCCUGGAUGACAUUAGGAAAUUAGACAGAUUUAAGGAGCCGCCAGCCUUCGGACCCAUGUGUGACCUGCUGUGGUCCGACCCGUCUGAGGAUUACGGCAGCGAAAAGUCGUCGGAACACUUCAGCCAUAACAGCGUACGAGGCUGCUCCUACUUCUACAGUUAUCCAGCAGUUUGUGAUUUUUUGCUAAAUAAUAAUUUGUUGUCAGUAAUAAGAGCACAUGAAGCUCAGGAUGCAGGGUACCGAAUGUACAGAAAAAGCCAGACGACAGGUUUCCCCUCAUUAAUUACAAUUUUCUCAGCACCAAAUUAUCUAGAUGUCUACAACAACAAAGCUGCUGUGUUGAAAUACGAAAACAAUGUGAUGAAUAUCAGACAGUUCAACUGCUCCCCUCACCCGUACUGGCUCCCCAACUUCAUGGACGUCUUCACAUGGUCCCUGCCCUUCGUCGGGGAGAAAGUUACAGAGAUGCUGGUUAACGUCCUGAACAUCUGCUCUGAUGAUGAGCUCAUGUCAGAGGGAGACGAUACCUGUGAAGACCACCACACACCUAUUAGUAAAAAAGGUGGUACUCCAGCGGUGCGUAAAGAGGUCAUCAGAAACAAGAUCCGAGCCAUUGGCAAGAUGGCGAGAGUGUUCUCUGUGCUCAGAGAGGAGAGCGAGAGUGUGUUGCAGCUAAAGGGGCUUACUCCUACUGGAACCCUGCCCCUGGGUGUGCUGUCUGGGGGGAGACAGACCCUGGAAAGCGCCACCGUAGAGGCAGAGGAGGCACGAGCAAUCCAAGGCUUCUCCCCUCAGCACAAAAUACGCAGUUUCGAAGAGGCUCACGCGCUGGACAGGAUAAACGAGAGGAUGCCCCCGCGCAGGGACACCCUCACUCAGCCAGACGGGACGGUGAACUCCCUAAACGCAGCCAACUCUCCAGACAAGAACGGGACAGACAACCAGACACAGUAACCUGGCAGAGAGAGGGAAUGACAACAGAAAUAAAAUCGUGGUUUUAUUUAUUUAUUGACAUAAAAAUAAUACAAAAAAAAAAAAAAAGACAACAAAAA
Acipenser ruthenus (sterlet) is the source of this 2215-nucleotide messenger RNA. Its product is annotated as serine/threonine-protein phosphatase 2B catalytic subunit gamma isoform-like. The record is from RefSeq and is a predicted model, not a curated record. The coding region runs from base 549 to 2117 and encodes 522 amino acids. Gene Ontology annotation, cellular component: cytoplasm; calcineurin complex. The transcript has 15 exons. Gene Ontology annotation, biological process: calcineurin-mediated signaling. Lineage: Eukaryota; Metazoa; Chordata; Actinopteri; Acipenseriformes; Acipenseridae. Gene Ontology annotation, molecular function: calmodulin-dependent protein phosphatase activity; calmodulin binding.